AUGUCCUUGAGCCUAACAGUGCUGUUCGCGCCGAUGGAGGGCUUCGGACACAUAAACGGGUGCCACGGGUUGGCCGAACGGCUCAGAGAUCGCGGCCAUCGGGUAGUGUUCGCCGUCGACAAGAAAUUUGCCGGACGACUGACCCCUCACGGCUUCGAAGAGGAGCACAUGUACUCAGAGAACAGCGAACUACCGCCGGGUGCUGUUGACCCAAUAUUUAUCAUGUUAAACGAGAAUAGCCAGAUAUUUGCCCAGGAACCUAUUAAGAUAGUUGAAUUUUGCGCUCAUGCCUUUGGCGCAAUGAUGGGUGAGGUACGCCAGAAAGAGACCCAGUAUAAAGCAGUUUUAGAUAGGGUUAAGCCCGAUGUGAUUGUCAUCGACUCAUAUAUGUCGUCGCCGGUUCUCAUGAAGUCCGGUAUACCCUGGGUAUGGCUGUACUCAGCCGGUCCGUUGGGAACGUUUAAUAAUGAUAAUCUACCGCCUGGUUGGUUAGAGUUGGAUUACAAAGAGUUGCAGCCAUUGGCCCACAACUGGCAUAGAGUGGACGGCUUUGUCCGCACAAUUCAUGACACGUUUGAGAUACCGGAAUGUCUGCGGGACAGACCGGGAAAGUUGAUCCUCCUAUCCAUGGGUUCUAUGGGCUGCGCUAUAGUAGACCUUAUGGUACGGUUGACCACAAUUCUGGGUCCACUGCAUGACAAGUAUUCACUGCCGGACAACAUGUGGGGCCAACCAUUCCUCCCGCAGACAGCGAUCUUACCAUUAGUUGAUUUAGUGCUAACACACGGCGGCAACAAUACUGUGACCGAGACUUUCUUUUACGGCAAACCAAUGCUUGUGUUACCACUAUUUGGUGAUCAGUACGACAACGCACAGCGCCUGCAGGAGACCGGUCUGGGCUUAAGACUCAAUCCUUUCCAUUGCACUGAAGAGGAAUUGUUGACAUCAAUCGACAAAUUUGUUAACGAUUCAGAUUUGGCUCAAAGAAUGAAAUCAAUUGGCGAUAGGAUUAGGGAAAGCAAUGAUAAGGAAGUGAUCGCCGAUUUUAUUGAAGAUAUUUAUUUGUCUCAUAAGAAAAUAAUGUCUCACAUCUCCACUCGAGCCAUACAUUGUGGCCAAUCGCCGGCCCAGUGGUCACACCGCGCGACUGUACCUCCUAUUGUCAACUCAACCACAUUUGAGCUCUCAAUACAACAAGUUUUUGAUGAGAACUUUGUGGGAAAU
Messenger RNA from Medioppia subpectinata, 1224 nucleotides. The record is from the annotation of a GenBank genome assembly. Lineage: Eukaryota; Metazoa; Arthropoda; Arachnida; Sarcoptiformes; Oppiidae.